AUGGACGCCCACGUGGACACAUUCAACGCGCUCAACGGCCUGAACGACGGCCACACCAUGUUCUGGUCCAACUGCUUCUUCGGCGUGGCUACCUUCGUCCUCCCGCUUCCGCUUUUCGCGGUCGUGGAGGAAGGUCAGCAGAUCGUUCGCGUCGCCACGCGCCAAUACCUGGAGCGGCUCAACGGGAUCGAUGAGGACGCGAAGAAGCUCUGGGGUUUCGAUUUUUCCGCCUACGAGUUACAGCAGGUGCUCGCCAUAGAGGGCCAGCCGGCAGUGGAGUAUAUCAAGCAGUGGGCGGACAAGCACGGCGGCAUGGUGCGCAACCCCAGUGCGCGUUUCAACAUGAUGUUCGCCGGGCUCGACCCGGAGGGAAAAGCCAAAUUGAGCCAUCACGCGGGGGAGUUUGUUGUGCGGGAGCUGGUUCCAGAAAGCGAUACGCUGCAGGUGUCCGUUUUCACAGGGCGCCAGCAGCAGCAGCCACAGGAGAAGCAGGAAGGCAAGGAGGAAGCAGGGUCGUCAAGCAACGAUGCGCAGAGCAGCGACAAGGUUGCACCCAGGAUACUGGCUGGAGAGGAGGGGGCAGCCAUCACAAUGGAGAAGGUGUCUGCUGACGAUGCCUACUACCUGGUGUAUCUGGUGGACAACCGCACGGCAGUGAUAGUGCUGCACACAUUCAGCGUGGACCCCACUACGGAGGAGGAGCUCGCAGUCAGCAGGCCUGACGUGAAUCCCAUCAACUACCUCGCUGAGGAGAUUCUCAAAGCCAUGGAUACUGCCAGGAGCACCGACUGCGCGGAGGUCAUAUUCGACGUGCGCGAUAACGGCGGCGGGUACGUCACACUGGCCUCACACACAGUCGUCGCACUUCUCGGCACGCGCAACGUGCCUCUAGCGGAAGCAACCCUACCCAUGGACUUCAUUAUAGGCACCAACUUCACCUGGAGCCUCAUGGAGGAUCAGGCCAUUCCUGGCUACGUCACGAACGCGUACACUCAGCCCAGCGACGGCACGUCGCUCCUCUCGUCUGCUGAAGACUACACUCCUCUGCAAAACGUCCCCUUCUCCGUCGCCGGCCGCAUCGGCACCUAUACCGCGGAUUUUAAACUGAAUUUCGAUUAUUUCUACGGCGACUUGGCGGCGCGGCCCGAGUUUUCGGAGCCGUUUUUCGGCGCGCGGCCGUUUCUGUUUCUCGCGGACGGGGACUGCUUCUCCACCUGCGCCGUCCUCACGCACAUGCUGGGUAAACGCUACAAAGUACCCAUGGUAACCGUGGGUGGUUACCUCGACCAGCCCGUGUCCGUGAGCGCGUCGUGCCUGGGCUACACCAUGCUCUCGUUAAACUGCGCCGUCUCGGUUCCGCUAAGCCGCACGAACCACGCCAACGACCCGCACGCGUCGAAACCGUUUAAAACGAACAUGGAUGUUUCCAUGGCGUUUACUAACGGGUACGUGGACUCCGGCGUUCCGUGCGAGUUCGAAUUUCUGCCCAGUCAGCACCACGUGGACUACACCGUAGAUCGCAUCGACAAGCCCGAGGUGAUUUGGAGCGACGUCGCGAAACUCUUCCCGGAAUUGCCGCUGCCACCGGUGAUCGCUCAGUCGCAGGCUGCAGUGUAA
Closterium sp. NIES-65 is the source of this 1617-nucleotide messenger RNA. The record is from the annotation of a GenBank genome assembly. NCBI's taxonomy places the organism in Eukaryota, Viridiplantae, Streptophyta, Zygnematophyceae, Desmidiales, Closteriaceae.